This is a messenger RNA of Megachile rotundata (alfalfa leafcutting bee), 1120 nucleotides long. Its product is annotated as receptor-binding cancer antigen expressed on SiSo cells. The record is from RefSeq and is a predicted model, not a curated record. Gene Ontology annotation, cellular component: secretory granule. NCBI's taxonomy places the organism in Eukaryota, Metazoa, Arthropoda, Insecta, Hymenoptera, Megachilidae.
UUUAGAUUAGUUUGAUCUCCCGCAUAACGAAUAUAAAACUUUAAUCGAUAUUUCUGUAUAACCUCUUCGUUAUUCGAUGAAAGGCGUAUCAUCAACAAAAACUUUACUACUAUUAGUGCUUUUAAAAUAAACAGAAAGUGACACGCAAGCAAAGUCACUUUAGUUUUAACGCUUUUCAACACAAUGACAUUUGAUCAAAUUUAAUUUCUUGUCAUAAAAAAGUAUAUUUUUAUUAAUCAGUAAACAAGAGGUUAGAUUUAUGCCGAUCUUACGAUGGCAGUUGAAUUUGUAGUAAAUCGAUUUAAAGCCCUUAUUGUGAUUCUUUUGGGAGUAUUUAAAAGAGCAAUGUGCUGUCUUCGUCGUCGACGAAGAUCGUCUUGUGAUUCUAUUCCCCUGUCUGUUGUCGACGUAGUUCCAAAUACUACAAAUAAUCCAACAGAAUCAGAGCAGUGGGAUCAGUGGGAGGAAAAUCCUAUUGUAGUCGUACCAAAUAAGCCAGUUAACCCAAUACAAGCUAAGAUUGACCAAUACCGACUGCAAGCAUCUAAACCACCAGAAGCAGAGGAAGAGCAGCAACAAAAUUUCUUUGAAGACAUGACACCAAAGAUUACUGCACAAACAAAAGUUCUAGUUAAAGAUAAACCAUCAGAUCAUGCAUCAUGGAAUUCUUCGAGGUUAGCAGUAGCUAAUGAGCCUAUACUAUCUAAUGAACUUGAAGAAUGGGAAGACAAUGCUGUUGGCUGGGAAGAAGAAACAGUCAAAGAAUUUGGAGAUCCUACAAAAGCUUUAAGAGAACAAAAACGGAAAGAAAGAGAACAACGGCUGUUUGAACAGCAACAAAAAAGAACUGAACGCAACUUAAGACCACAACCAUUAGGAGCAAAACUAAACUCUCGAUGAGAAAGAAUGUAUUUGUAAAAAUUUAUACUUAAAAUCAUAUUUCAUCUAACAACGUUUAUAUAUAAAAACAUUUUUAAAGUCAAGUAACAUAAUGACUAAAUCGGGAGGAAAUCAAAUUUAUACUAUAAUUAAUUAUUGUACUUCUGUAAAAUUUGUUGAUUUGUAUUACGUGUUGACAAAGAAGUUAUGAGGCAUCUUGCUUAAAAAGUUGAAAAUUGUA